Aspergillus niger is the source of this 1547-nucleotide messenger RNA. RefSeq lists its product as uncharacterized. Gene Ontology annotation, molecular function: carbohydrate:proton symporter activity. NCBI's taxonomy places the organism in Eukaryota, Fungi, Ascomycota, Eurotiomycetes, Eurotiales, Aspergillaceae. The transcript has 7 exons. Gene Ontology annotation, cellular component: membrane. Gene Ontology annotation, biological process: transmembrane transport; carbohydrate transport. The record is from RefSeq and is a predicted model, not a curated record. The annotation marks the transcript as partial.
AUGGCAGUUCUCUGCGUCGACCCCGCGGCCUCUGCUCCUGUCUCACUGUGGUCCAUUUCAUCUGCUGGCAUCAUGGCUAUCGGCAAUCUUUACUUCAUUGCGGCCAUCGCCGUCGUCGGCGGUGGUCUGUUCGGUUUCGAUAUCUCGUCGAUGUCGGCCAUCAUCGAGACCGAUGCCUAUCUCUGUUACUUCAACCAGGCUCCUGGCCCCAGCGCGAGUGUGCAGGGUGGUAUCACCGCCUCCAUGGCUGGUGGUUCCUGGUUGGGCUCGUUGAUCUCGGGUUUCAUCUCGGACAGGCUUGGUCGUCGUACUGCCAUUCAGAUCGGUUCCAUCAUCUGGUGCAUUGGAUCCAUCAUUGUCUGUGCCUCCCAGAACAUUCCCAUGCUGAUCGUCGGUCGUAUCAUCAACGGUCUGAGUGUGGGUAUCUGCUCCGCUCAGGUGCCAGUGUAUAUUUCGGAGAUUGCUCCUCCAACCAAGCGUGGUCGUGUCGUCGGUCUGCAACAAUGGGCUAUUACCUGGGGUAUCCUGAUCAUGUUCUACGUCUCCUAUGGAUGCAGCUUCAUCAAGGGUACGGCGGCCUUCCGGAUUCCCUGGGGUCUGCAGAUGAUCCCUGCCGUGCUAUUGUUCCUGGGUAUGAUGCUCCUGCCUGAGUCACCCCGCUGGCUGGCACGCAAGGACCGAUGGGAGGAGUGCCACGCUGUUUUGACCCUCGUCCACGGUCAGGGAGACCCGAGCUCUCCCUUUGUGCAGCGUGAAUAUGAAGAGAUCAAGAGCAUGUGCGAGUUUGAGCGCCAAAACGCGGAUGUCUCCUACCUCGAGCUGUUCAAGCCCAACAUGCUUAACCGUACCCAUGUGGGUGUUUUCGUUCAGAUCUGGUCUCAGUUGACUGGAAUGAACGUCAUGAUGUACUACAUCACCUACGUCUUUGCCAUGGCCGGCUUGAAAGGUAACAACAACUUGAUCUCCUCCAGUAUCCAGUACGUGAUCAACGUGUGCAUGACUGUGCCGGCUCUGGUGUGGGGUGAUCAGUGGGGCCGUCGCCCGACCUUCUUGAUCGGUUCGCUCUUCAUGAUGAUCUGGAUGUACAUUAAUGCUGGUCUGAUGGCCAGCUACGGUCAUCCCGCGCCGCCCGGCGGUCUCAACAACGUGGAAGCCGAGUCCUGGGUCAUCCACGGCGCGCCCAGCAAGGCUGUCAUUGCCAGUACCUACCUCUUCGUAGCCUCAUACGCCAUCUCCUUCGGCCCCGCCAGCUGGGUGUACCCGCCGGAACUCUUCCCUCUGCGUGUGCGCGGCAAGGCUACCGCCCUCUGCACUUCAGCCAACUGGGCCUUCAACUUCGCCCUCAGCUAUUUUGUCCCCCCGGCAUUUGUCAACAUCCAGUGGAAGGUCUACAUCCUCUUCGGUGUCUUCUGUACUGCCAUGUUCUUGCACAUUUUCUUCUUCUUUCCCGAGACCACGGGUAAGACCCUGGAAGAGGUCGAGGCCAUCUUCACUGAUCCCAAUGGUAUUCCGUACAUCGGUACUCCCGCCUGGAAGACAAAGAACGA